This is a messenger RNA of Mesoplodon densirostris (Blainville's beaked whale), 1813 nucleotides long. RefSeq names its product PCNA clamp associated factor (gene PCLAF). Gene Ontology annotation, molecular function: chromatin binding. Gene Ontology annotation, biological process: translesion synthesis; regulation of cell cycle. NCBI's taxonomy places the organism in Eukaryota, Metazoa, Chordata, Mammalia, Artiodactyla, Ziphiidae. Bases 119 to 415 code for a protein of 98 amino acids. The transcript has 4 exons. The record is from RefSeq and is a predicted model, not a curated record. Gene Ontology annotation, cellular component: nucleus.
GGAGCGCGCGGGAAAGAGACCAAUAUAAACUGUGGCGGGAGAUUCGUUUUCGGGGCCUUGUCCCGUGAAACAUCUUCGGCUGGGGAGUCAGUUGGUUGUUCUCAUCUCGUGUUUGAACAUGGUGCGGACUAAAGCAGGCAGUGUCCCUGGCACCUACAGAAAAGUGGUGGCUUCUCGAGCCCCCAGGAAGGUGCUUGGUUCCUCCACCUCUGCCACUAAUUCCACGCCGCUUUCGUCAAGGAAAGCUGAAAAUAAGUAUGCAGGAGGGAAUCCAGUUUGUGUGCGCCCAACUCCCAAGUGGCAAAAAGGAAUCGGAGAAUUCUUCAGGCUGUCCCCUAAAGAUUCAGAAAAAGAGAAUAGGAUUCCUGAGGAGGCAGGAAGCAGUGGCUUGGGAAAAGCAAAGAGAAAUAACUGACACGUUCCAGGGCAAUGAUGGAUUGGAAUCUACUACAAAUCCAAGCAUAAGUAAUCCCAGCAAAUGCACUUAAAAGUCAAAUAACAGGUAUUUCCUAUCACACAUUCUCAUCCAGAUUUAUUUAGCUAAGUUGGAUCAUUUAACUUGAUUCCAAAGAUUAGAAGUGCAUUGACUUCAACCAGUCUUAAAAUAUUGCUUUUUAUUUCUGCAUAUAUUGAAUAAUUUUUACAACUUAAAAAAUUGAUCUGUUUGGAAGGCAUAUUUGACAAAUCUUGCAAUUAAGAGGCAAAUAUAUGAAGGCAGCAAAAAUAAUGUGUAUUAGGUAUUUGGGAAGUGAAGACUGGAAACUUGCCUGCAUUAAAUUCAUAAUUCAUAACUCUUUUGUGCCCUUUCCGUAAAUGUAUAUAUAUAAAUAUAAAACUUAAUGAAUAGGAAUAGCUACACGUGGAGCACUUUCUACAUCAGUCAUUAUUUUUAGAUGGUUCUAAGCCUAAGUGGACUUGAUCCUGGAAAAUAAAACUUUACAUACAACUGCCUUGAUGUACAGAAACCUUUUUAGAAAUAGAAACUCUGUGAAAUCUUUGGUUCACAAGUUCACACAAUGAUGCUUAUAUGUUAAGUAUCCAAUAUGGCCAUAGUACUCUUAAUAAGUUUUAAGCCAAUAUUUGCCAUCUUUAGAAGUCUACACAGGAACAACUAGAUCCAACUCAUCUCAGGUUAUGUGAGCUCUAUGUGUGUGAAUGAACACCUCUUGCUUCAUAUCUGAACACCGUACACCUGUUUUGGAUUGUACUUUGUGUUUGGAAUUGAUUUGCAUUGAACACAACUAAAUAAAAAUAAAUGGUUAAUGAGCAGUUAAAACAAAGUAUUUGACAUAUAAAAUGAUGUUUAUGCAUCUAAAAUUUUAAGACUUACUCAAUACUGUUCAUAGGUCAUUUAGUAAAUUGUUAUCUAAUGAGAUAUUUAAAAGGAGUGUCAAAUUCUGGAGCAGUAACUAAAUUUUAUACUUUGUUGCUACAUCACUAUUAUCAUUUCUGUUUCAAUAAAAUCAACAAGGAAGGGGAUACAUUUUUGGAUAGAGUUUUUUAAUAGACUUGUUUUCAUGAUCCUGUAAGUCUCCUUUAGUUCCUUCUCACUUACUGGCGCCAUUCUUCCUUGUUCUUUCUCAUUCUAAUUUAAACAAGCUAAUAGUCAAUAUUAGCUCUAGAAUAUGUGACAGUCCUCUUGAAUUAUUUGUGACUUAAUGAAAGAAAAUAUUUGGCAAUAUAGCCAAAUAUGGCUAUACCAUUGAUCAUGACAGCAAUAAAACCUAUAUUACAGGCUUCCUAUCAUAUGGAAAAGAUUACACAUAUAGUCUCAUAAAGCACUUUGAUCCAUAGUAUAAUAAAAUCUGUGACA